Molecule: messenger RNA, 506 nt
Organism: Tilletiaria anomala UBC 951
Lineage: Eukaryota; Fungi; Basidiomycota; Exobasidiomycetes; Georgefischeriales; Tilletiariaceae
Product: vacuolar protein sorting 55
Exons: 4
Coding region: 13-402 (129 amino acids)
Biological process (GO): late endosome to vacuole transport via multivesicular body sorting pathway
Cellular component (GO): Vps55/Vps68 complex; endosome
Source: RefSeq, a predicted model, not a curated record
GCGCCACCCAGCAUGGCUGCGGGAAUCAGGACAGUCAUCCUCCUGUCCUUUGUCCUCGCACUCGGCUUCCUGCUCAUCAUCCUCUCCUGUGCGCUGUGGUCCAAUUGGCUUCCGUUGCUCGUUGCUCUUAUCUACGUCCUCUCGCCUUUGCCUAACUCGCUAUGCGCCAAAGUUGCCGGCUACGAUGACUACUCGGCCGACUACAACUCCGCCUUUGUCGAUUUCGGCAACUUCCUCACCGCCCUCAUGGUUGUCUCCGGGUUCGCCUUGCCCCUCACACUCGCACAUGCAGGCGUCAUUACCGGCACAGCGUGCCUCAUGAGCGUCUCCGGUGGCGCGUUGGUAUAUGGCACUAUCCUUGCUUACUCGGGCUUCUUUGCCGAGAGUGAAGACGUGUUCUGACUUGUCAGGCAUCAACGCUGUUCCACACCGUUUCUCCGUUUCUCUCAGCCGUACCAAGACCGUGACGCCGAGCGUAAAAUGCAAAGCUUUUGAUUCACGUGCCA